This is a messenger RNA of Mustela erminea (ermine), 2049 nucleotides long. Its product is annotated as WAS/WASL-interacting protein family member 1-like. Lineage: Eukaryota; Metazoa; Chordata; Mammalia; Carnivora; Mustelidae. The record is from RefSeq and is a predicted model, not a curated record. The transcript is spliced from 3 exons. The coding region runs from base 609 to 1565 and encodes 318 amino acids.
GCCCGUGGGGCUGUGGCACGGGGGCCCGUGUGCGUGUGGACACACGCGGCCCGUGGGUUCUGCUUGCGUGGGGCGGCCUCGCGCGUGGCCUGUGGUCACUGCCCGCGGGGAGCCAGCCGUCGGCCUUCGCAGUCCCUCCCCGGGGUGUCGCAGCCCCGGGAGGGCGGCGGGGCGUCCGCGCUGGCCGGGUGAGGGCCUAACGGCGGGGACCCGCUCCGGGUCGCGCGGCUGGGAGGUGGAGUCCCGCGGCAGUGCCCACGCCCCCGAGCUUGCGCCUUCCUGGCGGUGGGGACAGGACGAGGCAGGGUCCGAAAGCCAGGGUGGUGGCUUCCACUUGCGGGAGCUCGAGACCGCCGCGCCCUGACCAAGGCGUUAGGAGUCAGGGCAGUGGUUAGCUCCGGUCACCUGUGCUUCACCUGUGGAAGAGGAUCAGUCGAGCACUUGUCGUGUGUCCUGUCCGUAAAAAGCUUUCUGGGGACAGGUUCCCGGCUUGCUGUGCAGAGAACGCACCAGGGGCCUGGCGGGUAAAGGAAGAAGCAGGAGAGUGAGGGGCCGGACGGUCACCUGGGGACAGGGAAGCAGGGCUCCGAAGAGGGACAGACGCCCCCAUGGGUCACGCAGCCAGCCAGCCUGGUCUUUGUGAGCUGAGGACAGCUGGAGACAGGGUGAGGGUCCCCAGCCCGAGGAGCCGGAAGCCCGGAGCCGCCCCGCUCCUCCCAGACAGGAGAGCCUGUCCGCCAGCUCUGGCUGCCCGGCUCUCAGGCUGCUGGCAGUUUCCAUCCCAGAGGGCACAGGGGCAGCCAAAGCUGGGGCCUCAGGACACCCGCGCCCUCCCUGUCUCCCCCUCCCUCCUCCUGCAGCCCUUCCCCCAUCCCCCACCUGUCCCCUCUGCGGAGAGACCCCAAGGGACUUCUGAGACCCUGGCUCGGGCAGCCAGCCGGAGAGGGGCUACAGACAGCUGCUUCCCAUCCGUCCCCUCACCUGCCUGUCCCCCACCAUCUGAGGGAUGUCAAGACGGGCCCUGGAGGAGGAUGUCCUUGGCCCCGGGCCCUCAGCAUGUGCCUCCCCUACUUGGAAUACGCUUCCUGAGACACCUCCCUCUAGCUCCCUCCGUCAUCAGUGUUGUUCCCUGCUCACUUCCUCCAGACCCUUCCUGGACUGCACAGACAAGGGAUGGUUGGUCACCCUACUUAGGAUUUAUCUGCCAUCCCCAUCAGCCGGAAGGAGAUCUCCCGGCACCUGCCUGCCUUGCUGCUAACGCUUCAGUCAUCCACUCAACGCCUUCAUUCAGCAAGUGUUGUGUAAGCAUCUACGACCCAGCAGGUCCCCUUCCCGGAGCGGGGAACAUAGCAGCCAGGACGGUGGGUGGAAAUCCAUGUCCUCGGAGAGCUGACGUUCCAGGAAGGGCAAGGGACAGUAAGCCGCUAGGGGUGAGGCUGGCACUGAGGGGGUCGGCCAGGGAUGCUGAUCAGCCCCCAGAGUGCCCAGAAGACGCCCACAGAGAACAACCCCGCCCAGCGUCCGCAGCAACGAGGGGCAGAGACCCUGCUCCAACGUUAUUCUGACAAGCUCCCCCAGAAUCCUGCGAGGGCAGGGACUCCGUCGCAGCCACUUGUCACCCUCAGAGGUGACGCGGAGCGAGGCAGGGCUGAGACAAGUCUUGGGGAUGAAAUUACAAGCGCGUAUCCCCAUCCACCAGGCACUCAGAGCUGGGGGCGGGGGCUGUGCCCUGCACACUCUGGCCUCUCUCACCCACCUUGUGCAGCUGGCUCUUUCCAGAGCCCACCCAGGGUGUCCAAGGAGUGGGGUUACUUGUGCACGAGCUCCUGCUAUCGAGGGAGGCGUGGCGGGGCGUGUGAACUCCCCGGCGCUGGAGCCCACCGCAGUCCUCGACGUGCAGACGCUGGCUGUUUGAGUCUCCAAACGGGCAGGUCCAAGCAGAGUCGAGUCCUGUCGCAUACUCUCCCGUGGUUCUAAAUCCUUGUGGAGCCUUCAGAGGGCGCCCGGCACUUUCGUCUUCGGCUCUGGAGUGAACCACCUGCAGACAAG